Molecule: messenger RNA, 1590 nt
Organism: Diplodia corticola
Lineage: Eukaryota; Fungi; Ascomycota; Dothideomycetes; Botryosphaeriales; Botryosphaeriaceae
Exons: 3
Coding region: 1-1590 (529 amino acids)
Cellular component (GO): recycling endosome
Molecular function (GO): guanyl-nucleotide exchange factor activity
Source: RefSeq, a predicted model, not a curated record
AUGGAGAAGCUCAAGCAGAUGAUGCACCACCACCGCAAGCGCAGCAGCCAUGCCCCCUCCUUUUCGCUCGCCUCCUUCCGCCAUUGGGCCACCGCCUUCGUCGUGUGCGACUUCAACGUCGACGUCGGCCCCGAGAUCCUGAUGGUCUACCCUGCCGACACGCCUUUCUCGCAGGCCGAUCUCACUGCAAUAUGCUUCAACAGGCAAGUCAACCCCCCGCCCCGCUCUGCUGUCUGCUUCACCUUUGGGAGCACGUGCCCGACCUUUCCCGAGCAACAGACGCCCGAGAUGGGCGAAGACCUCUCGUUCCAGUUUUCAAUCAGAAAUCGCUCGCCUGAUGUGUUGUUGAGUUCCCCGUGCGCGCCCCACGGCAGCCCCAGCACCUUCUAUGGCAACUGUCUGUUUCGCCAGGAGUUUGAUGGGACUACCAAGCGCAGCUACAACCAGAAGAGCGUGGUGUUGAUCUCCAACCACAACUUCUCCGCCUUUUUCACCAGACUUUUGCAGCAGAUGACAAGCUCGGGCAUCUUAUGUGACCCCAACACCUUCGAGGCUGCGUGUACUCAGAUCUCCGCAUGGCCUCCGCCUUCCAUUGGCCGUCAUGAGCUGCCCUUCCUCGGCUCCUUGCUAGUGCUUGAAAUUGCACCUCAUCUCGCGUUUCCGCUGCAGGGUCUCGCGUCCCCGCAGAGUAGCCGCUCGGACAGUGUCUCGGGCCCCAUAUACGCCUAUCAACCGACGACUUCUUGGUCGCGCCUCAUUCCCUUCUUUUCUUCCUUGUCGGACCUGUACACAGUGUUCGAGAGGUUGCUUCUUUGCGAAAACGUGAUCAUCAUGGCGAAAAGCCCCCAGACCUGCAGUGAGGUCGUGUCGGCACUCGUCGACUUGAUUCGGCCCAUUCCCUAUGCUGGAGAGAUCAAGCCGUACCUGACCAUGCAGUCCGAGUUCUGCGUUGCCGGCUUCAACGGGGGCACUUCCCGGCACUUCAUUGUCGGCAUCACGAACCCGUUUCUCCUCAAGAGGAUUCUAAGUGCUGCAGAAUCGAGCGGCAGUACGAAUCCGUACGUUCUGUAUCUGCAUAACACCGGAUCUCCAGUGCCCGUCAAGCCGUCCAGCUCGCAGGCAACCUGCCCGCCAGGCUUCGAUAUUCCUGGCGGCAUUGAAGCCAUCAAUCCGGCUAAGAAGCUCCUGAAGCCGGAUCGAUCUUUCCUGCAGCAGCUGGACGCCAUGCAGAAAGGCGGCAGGUCGGCCUCAGACGCCAUUGGGCCUCUGAUUCGGCGACAUUUUGCAGAGUUGACAGCCCAAUUUCUCUCCCCCAUACUCAGAUACCUCGCCACGGGAAUGGCGUCAACCGUUGCAUCGCCAGGCGGCAACCCCGCAUAUGCAAACUUCUCAGAGCCCGACUUCUUGAACAGCCUUUCCAAAUACGGCACGUCGAUCAAGCUACGUGGACAGGGUCCCCUGCAACGGCAUCGGACCCGCGAUGCCCUCUAUGCGGAGUUUUGCCGUUCACCGAACUUCUAUUCCCACCUCGAGAUGAAGCUAAGCCUUGAGAAGGAAGCUUCAGUGGGCUUGCUCAAUAUGUCUAGGUGA